This is a messenger RNA of Manis pentadactyla (Chinese pangolin), 1140 nucleotides long. It is a transcript of the gene KCNK18, whose product is annotated as potassium two pore domain channel subfamily K member 18. The record is from RefSeq and is a predicted model, not a curated record. Gene Ontology annotation, biological process: potassium ion transmembrane transport; stabilization of membrane potential. Bases 1 to 1140 code for a protein of 379 amino acids. Gene Ontology annotation, molecular function: potassium ion leak channel activity. Gene Ontology annotation, cellular component: membrane. The transcript is spliced from 3 exons. Lineage: Eukaryota; Metazoa; Chordata; Mammalia; Pholidota; Manidae.
AUGGAGGCUGCGGGGCCGCCCCAGGCCGGCAGGUGCUACAGGGAAGCCCUGGAGAAGCUCUUCCCUCGCCUCUGCUUCCUCUGCUCCCUGGUGGCCUAUGCGCUGAUGGGUGCCGUGCUCUUCUCAGCCGUCGAGGGCGGCCAGGAGCUGGGGUCCGAGGACCCGGAGUUUGAGGAGUUCUUGGAGGAGCUCUGCGGCAUCCUGAAAUGCAACCGAACAGUUGGGGAAGGCAGGAAACGGGAUCUCGGGCUGGCCCUGCGGAAGGUGAAGCCCCAGUGGUUUAGCCCAGACUGGUCCUUCUUGAGCUCACUCUUUUUCUGCUGCACAGUGAUCAGCACGGUGGGUUACGGCCAUAUCUACCCUGUCACCAGGCUCGGCAAAUAUUUGUGUAUGCUCUACGCUCUCUUUGGCAUCCCGUUGAUGUUCCUGGUCCUCACAGACACGGGCGACAUCCUGGCCACCAUCUUAUCCAUGUGUUACAAUCGGUUCAGAAAACUCCUGUUCCUGCCCUGUCCCCUUCCCAGUCGGUGCUCCCGACUGCCCUGCAGGAGAAGGCCUGACGCCACACGGGUGGAUGAAGCCGUCCCAAGGAUCGUCAUCAAUGCCCAGGAGCUCCCAGACCCCAAACCUGGCAGGUGUCCAGCCCCAAGCAGCAACACAGAGCUGUUUGAGACACUUCUUGCACAAAAGAAACUUCGUGCACAAAAGAAACAGAAUAAACUGCAACCACCCCCGGUUGCUGUGGAGAGGAGUAGCUCCUGUCCUGAGCUGGGGUCCAGGAGACUCUCGUACUCCAUCAUCAGCAACCUGGAUGAGGUGGGGCGGCAGGUGGAGAGGCUGGAUGUCCCCCUGCCCAUCAUCGCCCUCUUCGUCUUUGCCUACAUUUCCUGUGCAGCCGCCAUCCUCCCCAUCUGGGAGAAGCAGCUGGACUUCGAGGAUGCUUUUUAUUUCUGCUUUGUCACCCUGACCACCAUAGGCUUUGGGGAUACCGUUUUAGAACACCCUCACUUCUUCUUGUUCUUCUCCAUUUAUAUCAUCAUCGGCAUAGAGAUCGUGUACAUUGCUUUCAAGCUGGUGCAAAACAGGCUGAUUCACAUCUAUAAAAAUCUUAUCCUGUUCUUUGCAAAAGGGAGGUUUUAG